Pristis pectinata (smalltooth sawfish) is the source of this 2723-nucleotide messenger RNA. RefSeq names its product vestigial-like family member 3 (gene vgll3). Gene Ontology annotation, cellular component: nucleus. Lineage: Eukaryota; Metazoa; Chordata; Chondrichthyes; Rhinopristiformes; Pristidae. Bases 237 to 1115 code for a protein of 292 amino acids. The record is from RefSeq and is a predicted model, not a curated record. Gene Ontology annotation, biological process: regulation of transcription by RNA polymerase II. The transcript is spliced from 4 exons.
GUGCGGGCGGGGUUGCUGAUGCUCCGAUCAAUCAGCUCCAAACUUUACGGAGUCCCAGCAGCCGACAGGCGGAGGGUACUCGCAUUGUCUUUAUGUUAAUACUUUGCACCACUCUCUGUCCCUCUGUGCCCCUUCUCCGGCGCUCACUUAUAAAAGCGAGGAUGCGUGGAUCGAGACCCGUCUGAGGUUGAAGCUGCAUUUGUCGCUACCGUUCAAUUCGAGUGAUCAGGUCGGUCAUGAGUUGUCUGGAUGUUAUGUAUCAUCAGUCUUAUGGAGCGCACCAGUACUUACCAGCAGCAGCCGCAGCCGCCUACACUGCAGCGUAUUAUCAUCACCACCACUCUCAGCAGAAGUUAGCCCUGUACGGCAAGAUUCAGGAGUCAAUGGAGAGCAACGCGCAUGGUAAAGAGAGCGAGAAGGAGCAGCCUCCUGAGGCAGAGUACAUCAGUUCCAGAUGUGUGCUGCUCACGUAUUUCCAGGGGGACAUAGGCGCCGUGGUGGAUGAGCAUUUCAGCAGAGCUCUGAGCCACUUCAACGCGGAAAACUCGAGCUCAAAGACCCGCGCUCCGUCCAGCACCUUGUGGAAAGAAGGAUUGCCGGUUUCUACAAAUCAGAAGAACAGCUUCCCGGCUUCUUUUUGGAGUAGUACCUACCAGGCCCCAGCACCACCGUGUCUGAGUGGCAGUCAUCCCGAUUUCUCCGCUGCGACUGGUGGUGUGUUUCAUCCCCCCGAUUCCAUGGCUUGGCCUGGACAUGGACUACACCAGCCCAGCGCUCCCCCACCAAAUGCUGAGGCGUGGCCCUACACGUUGGCAUCACAAGGGAGUUCCAGCUACCAACUUGUGCACGACGUUUACCCACACGUGCACCACCCACAUGCCCACGCCCACCAUCAUAAUCCACACCUGGACCCUCGUUAUGGGUCAUUGUUGGUGCCAUCCGUGAGGGCAGCUAGGAUUGCCACAGCGCCAGGCGAGAUCACAAAGACAGGCCCUACUGCUGCAGCUGCUGCUUCCCCGUGGACUGGAGCCUUUCAUGGAAGCCUGGACAUGGCGCAAGGAGUUGACACAGGACUCCUACAUCAAGAGAAAAACAAGGAGCCCACUUGGUUUUAGACCAAAGUUACACCCCCCUUUGUUCCACAACCUUUUAAAUUAAAUCUCUACUUCAACUUGGUAUUAGCCCCUUGUAUGGUGGAUCUUUCCCUGGCUAAAGAAAAAAAUGCACCCAUGCAAUCUGAUGGAAUAGAAUUGGUGAUCAAGCCUACUUGUUCUGGAACAAUCAUCUUCAGAAGAAUUGUUAUGAUGGAAAACAGAGGGGAUUCUAUUCUGAACAAACUGCCAAUUUUUUUGAGAGUAAAUGGAAAAUCAAACUGUUGGCCUAUAUGGUGUUUGAAGAGUGAUAAAGUACAUCAAUAACUAUUAUUGCAGCAAGAAAACAAUAUUACACAUUUUCAGUGCCCAAAAAUGUGUUUCAUAACUGAGUUAUAUAACAUUUGAUGGCUUUAGAGGAUGAUUAACGCAAGUAGAGUGAAGAUUUGCAUUGUGCAUUUUCUGAAGGUGAAGCACUGGGUGGAAUAUUGUAUUCAACACAAAAAAUUCUUUUAUUUUUGUGGUUUAAGAAGUAUGUGAAGUGUUGGAUUUUUUUUUUAUAAAUUUCUAAUACUGUGAUUGUUAAAAAAUGUAAUAUGACACUACCAGGGAUUUCUGCAUUUUCUUCUUACUUAUUUAAAUAUAGUUAACCAUUUGUGGACUGCAAUAGCACUUUCACCAUGUCCUAAAAAAGCAGGUUUAAAGUCUUCAUUUUCUUUGAUCUACCAUAGGAGAUGCACAAUUGCCCUAAUCUUUUUGAGAUUCAGUAUACUAGUUUUUCCACCACCUUGUAAAAAAGAAAUGGGGGGAAAGUAUCUCUCUGGAAUUAAAAUAAACAAAGAUAAAAAGAGGACAGUGUUUUAUACCUAAGACUUUUCAUCAAGAUUCUGCAAAAAUAUUUUUUAAUGGUUGAUACUUGUAAAAAGAAUGCUUGAUAAGUUUGAUUUAUUUCCACAUUUUAUAGCAUCCUCAAAAAGGAAAACAUAAAUAUAGUUUCAUCUUUUUAGAUGGUGAUAGAACCUUCCAUUCCAUUAAUUACUUGAUCACAAAUGCUUUUACUUUGGUCUAUUUGUACAAUUGAAUCAAUUUGUCAUAUAAAAAAUUUAAAAAAUACUAUGCUUGAUAGUAGCAAAUUUGGGAAUUAUAACUAUUCUCCGAUAUGGAGAUGACAACGUGGUGUUUUUCCAACUGUUCUAUAGUAAGGAAAUGCAAGGCAUGAUUUUGUACACGAGAUUGCAUUCUGUCAGGGGCCCAGUAGAUUAACAACAAAAUGUCUGAAAAUGAGUUUAAAUGUAAAUACUUGCGGGGAGGAAUGACGUUUCAAAGCCAAUUUUCCCACAACAUCAUAUGAUAUGGUAACAUUAUUAACUAUAAGUUUUGGAAAUUUUAUAAAAGAAAGAAAAUAGACGCCUUUAUUAAUGAAUGGAGCCAGGAUUCUAUGUUGAACAUAUUCUUUCCGAGAUGUUACAUAUAUUGUUCUUUGUUUAUAAUGAAAAUGCGUAUUGAGUUAAAAGUCAGGCAAAAAAAUGGGAACAUUUUGUAGCAAAAUUCUUUCUGCGAACUUCAGUAUUAUUUGUAUAAUAAAAUGCAAAACUCGUUAAUAAAAAAUGAUGAAAAUAUUGUUUACAACUC